Messenger RNA from Pneumocystis jirovecii RU7, 231 nucleotides. RefSeq lists its product as uncharacterized. Lineage: Eukaryota; Fungi; Ascomycota; Pneumocystomycetes; Pneumocystales; Pneumocystaceae. The record is from RefSeq and is a predicted model, not a curated record. The transcript has 5 exons. Bases 1 to 231 code for a protein of 76 amino acids.
AUGGUUUGUAUAAGAGUUUAUGAAAAAAUUCCGACUCUUUUAUUAAGUUUUAUUUUUAAUGCUUUAUACAUAUUUAUUUUUUACUGCUUUUUUAAUCUUGAAAUUUUACCGAGCCCCAAAAAAUUGGUAGUAUACACGUUUGAAAGAAAUCAGUUCAAUAGAAUUCAUUUAAGAGUAUUUUCUCUCUUUUUUUUCGGAAAAAAAAAUCUGCUAAUAGCUGAAAUUAUAUAA